GGGGGGUGUAGUUGAACCCUGUUGACGACUCUCCCGGCUCAGUAUAUUCCCGUCCGUCCGACAAACCGUUGGUUCAGCAACAAACCCAACUACGCAAACUGCAGCACGAUCAUUAUUAUUAUUUUAAUGGCGCCUACGAUAAGGGAGUUCGCAGACCACAGAAAAGAAGUCUCAUUGGAAGAACAACUGCAGCAUAGAUUGAAAAUUUGGGACGGCAAAAAACCAGGGGAUGUUUUGAAGCCGAGCUGGAAGGCAAGGAGGACAAAUAGAGAUUUCAAUACUAUCACGGAAACACUGUUCUACAGCAUGGGUCUGGUUGUCGACCAAGCUGUACGGGAAGGUGAUGCACCAUCUUUCACCCCUAGAUCGAGAAAUGGUCACAUUAGGCACACAGACUGUUCCCAGCUUUCUAAGAAACAAGACCUCAUUGACAUCACGAUUAGAACAAUGGCGCUUUUAAGGCAGAACCAACAGUUGCAGAAACAGUUAACCGCCCUACAAAUGGAGACGAGGGCUUUUGUACGGGAAACAAGGCAAAAAUACAAAGACGAUCUCAAUUCGCGUUAAAGUUUCCGCGAAAAUUCGGUUCUACGACUUUAACAUUUUUAUUUAUGUACACUAUCAACCAAUUUUGUUUACAAAUUUAAAUAAAUUAACAAUUUUUUAUUUCGAUUUAAUUGAAGGUUUGAUACGUUUUGGGCUGGUCCAAACCGAAGCAAAUGAUUUGCUUAAGAUGGCUGUGUAUUUUAAAAUUAUACCUGUAAGGUCAGUUUACAUGAAGGAAGCAUAAAAUUCCAUUAGAACAGAAUUUAACCACACAGUCUGUUUGUAAUUUUACACACAAAAAAAUAAACUACCUUUGAGAUUUUCAUUUAAAUGCAAAAUCUUCAAAAAUGAGUUCCUUGGGAAAAUUAUUUUUUAUAGUAUGUUUAAAAGGCCUCAUACAAAUUUAACGAAGAAAAAAAAACAAGCAGAAAUUGACAUAAAAGCAAGCUAGGCGGCUAAGGCUAUCUUUGGCCUACCUCUUAUCUACUGUAAAACUUUUUUUCAUAUAUAUUAACGUAUAGAAGAUAUGAG
Molecule: messenger RNA, 1077 nt
Organism: Cimex lectularius (bed bug)
Lineage: Eukaryota; Metazoa; Arthropoda; Insecta; Hemiptera; Cimicidae
Exons: 4
Coding region: 127-567 (146 amino acids)
Biological process (GO): negative regulation of DNA-templated transcription; negative regulation of circadian rhythm
Source: RefSeq, a predicted model, not a curated record